Fusarium tjaetaba is the source of this 1668-nucleotide messenger RNA. RefSeq names its product cercosporin resistance protein. The record is from RefSeq and is a predicted model, not a curated record. The transcript is spliced from 5 exons. Gene Ontology annotation, molecular function: DNA-binding transcription factor activity, RNA polymerase II-specific; transcription cis-regulatory region binding. Gene Ontology annotation, biological process: regulation of DNA-templated transcription. The coding region runs from base 1 to 1668 and encodes 555 amino acids. Gene Ontology annotation, cellular component: nucleus. Lineage: Eukaryota; Fungi; Ascomycota; Sordariomycetes; Hypocreales; Nectriaceae.
AUGUUUUUCGUUGAAGAUUCGAUGUUCAAAAACCCAGGACUCCGAUUCCUGCGAUCGAUGUUUGAGGCUGGAAGAGAACGACUCAUGACCGGUGUAUUUAGAGAGAGGCUAGAUGUCAGAUCCAAAUCUGAGCAAUCAUCUAAGUCACCAACAAGUCCUUAUGACAAGGCAUCUUCAAGCAGCAAAGUGCAGGACAUCUUCAACCAAAAUGCAUCAUUCGACCCCUUUGAACGAGGAAUCAUAACCUUUGAAGCUGCUAGAGACUUGCUCGAUUGCUACAAGACCCGAAUGAUCCCAUACUUUCCUUUUGUACUCUUUCGAAAUGAUGUAUCGGUUGAGCAGUUGAACGCAGAGCGCCCCUUUGCUUGUCUAGCUGCACUCGCCGCAGCUUCACAUGCGGACGUCUCCACUCAAAAAGGACUUGGAUACUUAUUCAAACAAAUUGUUGCUGCCAAAAUGGUGGAAGGCGACUUCUGUCAACUUGAUCUGCUACAGGGACUCCUCAUCAAUCUUGCAUGGGCACACUAUCAAGCUAAACCAAAGAGAUACAUACAGCAUCUGCAUCUCGCUACAAGUAUCAUAAGUGACCUGCGUCUCGAUAAGCCUCGGAGGCCGAAGCUAUGGAGUGCCGAGGGCGGUAAAGAUAAGAACAAGCCAGAUUGGGGUCCCGAUGAGAUGAGAGCACUCGCAGGGGCGUAUUACCUAUCUUCAAGCUCGUCUAUUAUUCUUCAGAAAACACGCCAGUUCUUUUAUACACCAUACAUCACUGCUUGCUGCGAGCACCUCGCAUCUUGGAACGAGUACCCAACGGAUAAAUAUCUUCCAUACAUGAUUACAGUGCAAACUCUUAUCGAGGGAGUUGAAGAUCUCGUCAAUAACACCGUGUCUACUAACAAUGGUCUGCAUUUCUUCCCUGGAUGUCAGGAAAUUUCGCAAAAGUGCACCGAGAUCAAAGAAACACUUCCUUUUCCACUAAGUGAAAGCCCACCUCUGCUUCUCCAGAUCCACAUUUUAGAGCUAUUACUCAGCCAGCCAUCACCGAGAGGAACAUCGUUUGGUCUGGAUAAGUUCAACAACCAGUUCGAACACGAAAGCUCGCUCAUAGACUGGCUUUCAGCGAGAAUGUCAGCCGCUCGCUCUCUAAUCAGCGUGAUAUUAGUCAUGCCACAAGGCGAAGAGGUGUAUAUGUCGAACAUGGGCUGGAUCAUGAUGAACUGCGGUCUAAACCUUGCUGUUCGCCUUGAUCUUGUCGCUGCGAGGGGAAGUAUAUCUGGAUCUAUGCAACAUCUUCGUCGGUUCUUGGAUAUGCGACAUACACUUCGCCAAUUGGUCUUGCGGUUCGAAGCGACACCAGGUCAGGAUGCGCCAGUAGACCAUCCAUUCUAUGGUCUUGCGAAGCGAAUACGCCGGCUUGAAAAUUGGUACCUGUCACAGGCUGAACAUCAAACGCCGGAUUCAUCAGUUUCUAUAAGUCCUUCUGUCAACGAUCAACCGCUAUUGAGCGUCGGUACUGAUGCCAGUAGCCUGUCAGUUGGUGCAUCAAUGCCGUUCAUAGCCGGUCCUUGGCCAAUGAGCUCAGAUUGGUAUCAAAACCCUGACCUGGACAUCGGCACUUUUCUCUUUGCAGAUCCUGUUGAGUUUCCUAUUAACCUGGGAUAUGGAACUUAG